Populus trichocarpa (black cottonwood) is the source of this 2559-nucleotide messenger RNA. RefSeq lists its product as uncharacterized. Gene Ontology annotation, molecular function: GTPase activator activity. NCBI's taxonomy places the organism in Eukaryota, Viridiplantae, Streptophyta, Magnoliopsida, Malpighiales, Salicaceae. Gene Ontology annotation, biological process: positive regulation of GTPase activity. The record is from RefSeq and is a predicted model, not a curated record. The transcript is spliced from 14 exons. Bases 193 to 2304 code for a protein of 703 amino acids.
AAAGAAUUGAAUAAAUUAAAUAGAAGGGGAGCCAUAACCCAGGAGGAGUCUUCAACCAUGAUGCUUCUAUGCCCUCGUGUCUUUGAUCCCAGUCUUUCCUUGUGAAAAGAAAAUAUGCUUUGCCUUCAUUUUCGUUCCUUUAGCCACCUCAAAUCUGUCUAAAUCAAACCUACGCACCUCCCUGCGCAGGAUAUGGAGUCGCCUUCUUUUGUAUCCAAAGCAAGGACCGCCAUCCAUUCCGCUGCUGCUAAAGCGGAGCAAGUUUUCACUGACAUUAAAUCAGACUUUAUAUCCGAUCGAGAAGGGCCAGACUCAGAUAAGAUAUCGCCAAAGGAAUCGAUAAAAGAAUCGGGAGAAAAGUCGUCUCCGCGCAAUGACAGCGAGUCAAAGAAUAAGAAUGAAGGGAAGCAGCAACAUAUGAGGUGGAGACCUGGAAAAAAAGGGACUAAGCUGGAUUGGCAAGAUAGAUUCAAGAAUACUAUAAGAUUAGGAGGGAAAAGAGGACCUGACAACAACAACAAAGCUGAAAACUCAACCAUGGCUCUUCCAUGUUACGAUGAAAAUCUGUACUUACUCAACAUGAAAAACGAGGAGGAGGCCAAGGGCUCACAUGUUUCUUCCAUAGUAGAAAGAUUAAAUGCCACCAACCCAGAUACAAUUCCUCCAAUAUCUGCCUUGAAGCAAUUGGCUGUAGCUGUGGAUUCUGGAAAAAAGUUUAAGUCAGUGAAAGACAUUUUGGCAUCAUCUGGAGCUUCCUCGCCAAUUAUGGAGAGGGCAAGCUUAAGCCUUGCUGCAGUUAAGUCAUUAAUGCUUCGAGACAAGGAGGAUAAACUUACAUCUGAGUUUGGUAAUGAUGAGAAGCUGGAAUCCUUGAUAAAAUCAUUGUUUGAUGCAGAGGGAAACUUUCUCAGCCGGAACAUGAGCCUGGUUUUGGAACCACCAUUAUUGCCCAGAGAUAUUCAUGGUGCUCCACCUGAGGGCUUUCUUACUAAACUAUCUGAAGUAAUUGGAAGUUUUACAACCCUGCGAAAAAUGGCAUUGUUCUGGUGCAAAAUUGUUACUGAGAUAAGAAGACUUUGGUCUGAAGAGCUGUAUAUACCUGGCAUCCCUCUAGAUGAGAUUCCAGAUUUAAAUUCCUGUCGUUUGUACCAGCAACUUCAGGUUGUGAAUUCUUGUGUUUCUAGAAAAAAGUGGCGCACUCUGGCCACUCAAUCAAUAGAAUCAGUAAUGAGGCAUGCUGGUUCAUGUUCUGAAGAAUCAGCUGAUCUCCAGGGCACAGUCACCUCACACCAUAUCUUAUAUGCUAGAAUAAGCACUGGAGAACUUGUUCUUCGAUUGGGAGCUGAUAGACCUGCUGAUAAUUUAACCAUGUUGGAAACCGGAGAACCUGUAUACUCACCGAUCACCCAGGAAGGACCUUUGCUUACUGAAGAUCUUAUCAAAGAAACAGAAGAGUUUGUGCUGCGAACUGGAAGUGUUGGCGCUGGGUGUUCUCAACUCCUCUCUGACAUGCAGGCCUUCAAGGCUGCAAAUCCUGGUUGUAUCUUAGAAGAUUUUGUCAGAUGGCACUCUCCCCCUGACUGGACAGAAGGUGAGCCAAGUGAUGAGGCUCAAGAGUAUGUUGAUCAAGUUGAUUCAUCUUCUACGAGAGGCCAACUAAGCAGUCGAAUGCAAAAGGAAGGUAACUUGUGGCGUGAACUGUGGGAAACAGCCAAACCUGUACCAGCUGUUAAACAGGCUCCCCUCUUUGAUGUGGAUUUGGCUGUGGAGGGUAUUCUGAAUGACUUAGAAGACAUCCCACCUGUUGAGCUUUUUGAACAACUGUUUAUUUCUUUGCUUGGUUUGGGAUUUGUAAUGGCCGAGGCUAAACUCUCCUGUAACAAUGAUUUGUUAAAGAUAUUUUUGGAAUGCAAAGACUAUGUUGUUGUCACUUGUCAAGGAAAAAUCUGGAGUGAUAAAAUGGAUGAUCUCUGCCAGGUGUACGAAACAGUAGAGACAAUGUUAUUGAACCCAGAAGAAGUCCUAAAGGCAGCAAGGCAGAUGGAAGAAACCAAUACUGUGGGUGAACCAAGACGUAGGUUGAAGAUGCUUGGCCUGAGCUUUGGAAGCAAGGAAAGAAACUCGAGAAACCCAUCAAAAGAUGAGAAGAACUCAGAGGAAAAUUCAUCUCGCCAACCAUUCUCUACCUUCUUUGAUGGCAAGUCUUCUUUAUUCUUGAAAAAGCCUCCAAGGCCUGAGAGUGUGUCCUUUGGCGACAAAGCUGCAUACCAAGAUGAAAACGAAAAUGAUUGGACAAUUGUUUAAUCAACAGCCUCCUUCCACCGAACCCAGCCCUCUUAUUUCUCGUAUUGAGCUUUGAAGAAGAAAUUGUAAAUUAUCCCCCCACCCACCCCCCAAAAAAGAAAAAAAGAAAAAAAAAGAGCGCUCAUGUGAUUCCAGAAGAAAGAAGUAAUGAAAUAGGUUUUUGAUCCAAAUGGAAUUUCAAGCAAUUGUCAAUGAUGUACUACAUUGAAUGUUGGUUGAAAACUCUUCCUCUUUAUAAUGAUUGUCUCAUUUCAA